Messenger RNA from Copidosoma floridanum, 1287 nucleotides. RefSeq names its product cobalamin trafficking protein CblD. Gene Ontology annotation, cellular component: mitochondrion. Lineage: Eukaryota; Metazoa; Arthropoda; Insecta; Hymenoptera; Encyrtidae. The record is from RefSeq and is a predicted model, not a curated record. Gene Ontology annotation, biological process: cobalamin metabolic process.
CAGUCUGCGGUCAGUACAGUCUGGUACAGUUGUCGAUUGUCCCCUACCUGGGGGAACUUGUCGCAAGACAAUACGUUAACAUCAACGUUUUAAUUUCAUUAUGUGGCUUUACUGCUGAAAAUUAUGUUUGGUAUACGUAAUAUUCAGAGAGUUUGCGUCUCAGCUUCUUCCGUCAGAGUCAUCUCCAAGGCGAAAUACUCGCGGCGAAGCGACAGAAACACCAGUAGUUACAAACUUGUCAAAUCUAACAACGAUGCCCUUAAUGAAGUUGAUAACCACAUUUUUGGAGCAAACUCCAACUGGGAACUUUUAACGCCACAUGGUUUUCGUUUCUACCUGCCUGGAGGUAUUGGCCCUGGUUGGCUAGAUUCAUCGACCACAGCUCAAGUCGAAGUUUACUCUGCGCUAGUGCCAAAUGUUAAUGAUAGACCAGGAAGUGAGCAAAAACAGAACAUUGUCAGCCGCAAAGAAACUUUUUCUAUUCUACAUUGCACUGCCCAAGAGUGCCCAACAUUACUAAGGAAAGAUAUUUUAGAGCUGUUUCCCAACUGCCUAGAGGUCGCGUCUCCACAGUUAACCAUAAUUACCAUUAGUCAAAAAUCUAAUAAAAAAAAGACGAAAUGGAAUAAAGAAAAUGAAACAGAACGAUUGGCACAACAUUUUGUUCUGGCUGCAUCGGAUAUAUGUAAAAAAUUGAAAAUGUGUGGUUACUGGGCAGACUUUAUCAAUCCCUUCAGUGGUCAGCCUUAUUCAAAUCCUCACAAGAGCAGCACACUUUAUACGACAGACCAACGUUUUCGCUGUGUGGGAUUUACUGUGGACAGGCAGAGAAAUUGUAAAAUCAUAUCACAUGUUACAGAUUCAAAGAACUUUAUUGGAAAUCUUUAUACCAAUGCCACGCAGGUAGAUUUUCUCAAAGAUAUAAUGAGUGAUAUUAUUGAUGACUCGCAUUGAGACGUGACUGUAAAGAUGGUCAUAAAAUUUUGUGUACCAGUCAUUGAAUGAUAAGGCGCACUUACAUCUAUAGCAAAAUCGCUAAAGAUAAAUUUUCAAGUGAGUUGUACAAAAUGCAAAAGGUGAAGUGAAAAUUAAAUUUUUUUGUUUUUUUGUUUUUUAAUAGCUACUACUUUGACUCAUGAUUAACCAAUCAAAUGUACACUGAUAAAGUAAAACCGAUGAUAUUGAAGAAUAUUUUAAAUUAUAAUUAUUGUUGAAAAAUGUUGAAAUAAAUUUGCAUGAUUGGCUGCAAAAGUUACUUGCAACCAACUAUGUGAUAUGAAAACUAAA